AUGAAAUUGUCCAGAGUUUCUAUUCUGGGGAAAGAAUGUAUCCAUGUUGGCCAAAAUAUUAAUGGAUACAUUGUGGAAACCAUAUUGAAGACAUGUCCCUCUUCAACCUAUGUUGUGAUCAAUGACAUGAACGUAGAGAAAGUACCUUAUUUGUCAGAAUUCAAAGCUGAGUUAGCCUCGAAACUGAGCGAUGAAUCUCGAAUUUUGGAAUAUUUCGUGAAACCGGGUGAGGCCCACAAGAGUCGUGAAACGAAGGCAGACAUCGAGGAUUAUUUACUGACGGAGGGUUGUACUAGAGACACAGUGAUUAUUGCCGUCGGUGGAGGUGUCAUUGGCGAUAUGAUCGGAUUCGUGGCGUCAACCUUCAUGCGGGGAGUACGGGUUGUUCAAAUUCCAACAUCUCUUCUGGCGAUGGUGGACUCUUCGAUCGGUGGAAAGACCGCUGUAGACACGCCACUUGGUAAAAAUUUCAUCGGUGCUUUCUGGCAACCUCAACACAUCUUUGUGGACAUCAAAUGGCUGGAAACUCUUCCAAGAAGAGAGUUCAUUAACGGUAUCGCAGAAGUGAUCAAGACUGCGUGUAUAUGGAACGCGGAAGAGUUUGCUCGUCUGGAAGAAAAUGCUGAUAAAUUCUUACAGGUUGUCAACGGUGCCAAAACGACCAAAGUCGCAAUCGCGGGCAAAGUUAACGAAAUCUCUGUCACUGAUAUUGACUCAAUUUCUGAGCAUAUUUACAAAUUGGUGCUUGAAAGUAUAAAAGUUAAAGCACACGUCGUCUCUUCCGAUGAAAGGGAGUCUGGUUUGAGAAAUUUGCUAAAUUUUGGUCACACCAUCGGGCAUGCCUAUGAAGCCAUUUUGACCCCUCAAGCGCUUCAUGGGGAGUGUGUCUCCAUUGGUAUGAUUAAAGAAGCCGAGUUAUCUCGCUAUUACAAUAUUUUGUCGUCUACUCAGGUCGCUCGUUUGACCAAGAUAUUGGCGGCAUAUGGUCUACCUAUUUCACCAGAUGAACCAUGGUUCAGAAAGCUUACGCUGAACAAGAAAACACCACUCGACAUUCUACUCAAAAAAAUGAGCAUCGAUAAAAAAAACGACGGAUCCAAGAAAAAGGUUGUCUUGCUCGAAACUGUCGGAAAAUGUUAUGGUACCUCUGCACAUGUUGUUAGCGAUGAAGACCUCAGAUUUAUUCUGACUGAUGAAACCCUCGUCUAUCCUUUUGCGGCUGAGCAAAGUCUUCAGGAAAAGAUUAUCACGCCUCCUGGGUCAAAGUCUAUCUCCAAUCGAGCCCUUGUUCUCGCUGCUUUGGGAAAUGGAGUCUGUAAAAUAAAGAAUUUGCUACACUCCGAUGACACAAAACAUAUGUUGCGGGCCGUCGAACAAUUAAAGGGUGCUUCCAUUUCCUGGGAAGACAAUGGAGAGACCGUUGUUGUUGAAGGUAGAGGAGCUCUAUCUCUAGAAGCAACCUCCGAACCCUUGUAUCUUGGAAACGCGGGCACGGCUUCCAGAUUUUUGACGACGGUGGCAGCUCUGGUAAAUUCCUCUUCGAUCGAGAAGAGUGUAGUUUUGACAGGAAAUGCAAGAAUGCAAGAGAGGCCUAUUGGACCUCUUGUGGAUUCUCUCAGGAAAAAUGGUGUUGGUAUCGACUACCUCAAGAAGGAGGGUUCUUUACCUCUGAAGAUAAAUACUGAUACCGUUUUCAAAGGAGGAAGAAUUGAGCUAGCUGCCACAGUCUCUUCGCAAUACGUCUCUUCGAUUCUAAUGUGUGCUCCUUAUGCUGAAAAAGCCGUUACUCUGUCUUUAGUCGGUGGGAAAGCCAUCUCAAAGCUUUACAUUGACAUGACCAUCAAGAUGAUGAAAACAUUUGGGGUUGAGGUGAAGGAAUCAGAGACUGAGCCUCAAACCUACCUAAUUCCAAAGGCUGAGUACGUUAAUCCACCCGAGUACGUUAUCGAAAGUGAUGCAUCAUCCGCAACGUAUCCCUUAGCUUUCGCUGCUAUGACUGGUUCAACCGUGACCGUUCCCAACAUUGGAUCAGAGUCUCUCCAAGGAGAUGCUCGUUUUGCGCGUGAUGUCUUGAAACCAAUGGGCUGUAAAGUUACUCAAACGGCAACUUCUACAACUGUUACGGGACCACCUCUUGGGCACUUGAAGCCUCUGAAGCAUGUAGACAUGGAGCCCAUGACCGAUGCGUUUUUAACAGCUUGCGUCGUAGCUGCCGUUGCUCACGACGAUGACCCGUCAUCCAAAAAUAUUACCACUAUCGAGGGAAUUGCUAAUCAGCGCGUCAAGGAAUGCAAUCGUAUUUUGGCUAUGGUGAGAGAAUUGGCUAAAUUUGGUGUCAGUGCUAAUGAGCUUCCCGACGGUAUUCAAGUUCGUGGUUUGGCUUCUUUGAAGGACCUCAAAAUGCGUGAAGGUGUCACCGGCUCUCAGAGCAUUGAUACUUAUGACGAUCACCGCGUUGCUAUGAGCUUCUCAUUACUCGCGGGUCUUGUCAGUGUUUUCUCACAGCAGCCGGCUAAGCCUGUCAGAAUCUUAGAAAGACAUUGUACCGGCAAGACUUGGCCCGGAUGGUGGGAUGUUUUACAUACCCAGUUAGGGGCCAGCUUGGAUGGAGCUGAACCCCUUGAAUCUGCAAGGAAUGCAAAAGACAAAAAGGGCAUUGUUAUCAUUGGAAUGAGAGCUGCUGGAAAAUCUACUGUUAGCAGAUGGUGCGCAGAGGCUCUUGGCUAUAAACUAUUAGAUCUCGACGCAGUAUUCGAAGAAAGGUACGGUAAGGGUUCUGUCAAGGAAUUUGUCUCUCGCGAAGGCUGGGAUGCCUUCAGAGACCAGGAGGCACAAAUCUUCAAGGAAGUGAUUGCGCUCUAUGGUGAUAAGGACUAUGUCUUUUCGACUGGAGGAGGCAUUGUCGAAUCUGCGAAGUCUAGAGAGGCGCUCAAGAAAUACGCGGCAGAUGGUGGUAUCGUGCUGCAUUUACAUCGCGACAUCGAUGAGACAAUCAACUUUUUGAAUAGCGACCCAACAAGACCAGCUUACGUCGAUGACAUCAACGAAGUAUGGGAGAGAAGAGAGAAGAGGUAUCAUGAGUGCGCCAAUUUGAGGUUUUAUUCGCAUCACUGUGCUACAGAGCUUGACUUUAAAAGACUCAGAAGCACAUUUGAAAAUUUUAUCUGGAGAAUAACGGGUCAAAAACAGAUUCAAAUCCCUUCGAAGCGGUCUGCAUUCGUGUGUCUGACUUUUGAUGAUCUUGUGCCUCAUGUAGGUAACUUGCCUGCUAUCGUCAAUGGCUGCAACGCUGUCGAAGUCAGAGUUGACCUUUUGGCAAGGUACGAAAUUUCUUAUGUUGAAAAACAACUGUCCUUGUUGCGUUCUGCGACUGACUCCCUUCCUAUCGUUUUUACGAUCAGAACGGUUUCUCAGGGCGGAAAGUUUCCAGAUAACGAUUCUAAGAAGCUAGGUAAGCUUUUUAACUUUGCAUUGCAAUUCGGAGUCGAAUACAUCGACCUUGAGCUUACAGCACCUGCGGAACUACAAUACGAUGUCAUAAACAAAAAGCACACAACCAAAAUUAUCGGCUCUCAUCAUGACUUCUCCCACAGUUUUCCUUGGACGGACUCUGAAUGGGAAAAUCGCUAUAAUCAGGCUUUAGCUUUGAAUGUGGACAUAAUCAAAUUCGUUGGCACCGCUAAAACUUUCAAAGACAAUUUUGAACUUGAAAGCUUUAGAGAAGCCCAUCAAGCAAAACCAUUAAUUGCCAUUAACAUGACGGAACACGGUAAAAUAUCAAGAGUUUUGAACACUGUUUUGACGCCUGUGACCUCGAAAUUGUUGCCAUCUGCGUCAGCUCCUGGUCAGCUAACUUUGGCUGAAGUUAAUCGAAUCUAUUCUACUUUAGGAGGCUUCACUGCGAAGGACUUCUACGUUGUUGGUUCGCCAAUAAGUCAUUCUCGGUCGCCAAUUUUGCACAAUACAGGCUACGAGGUCCUAGGUUUGCCAUAUCAUUUUCAAAAAUUCGAAACAAGUGAAGCCUCAGAAGUCAAUGAGAAGCUUUUGAGCAAUCCUCGUCUCGGAGGUCUAGCGGUCACCAUUCCAUUGAAGAUUGAUAUAAUGCAGUACAUGGAUGAACUUAGCGACUCUUCCAAGGCCAUUGGUGCCGUGAACACUGUGAUUCCUCUGGGAAACGGCAGGUUUAAGGGCGACAACACCGAUUGGCUUGGAAUCAAGAACUCUUUCAUUGCCAGCGGAGUUCCUGGAAAGCUCACGAAUUGCGGCGGAUUAGUGAUUGGCGCAGGAGGUACGUCAAGAUCGGCAAUUUACGCCCUCCACAAUUUAGGUUGCUCUGCCAUCUACGUGGUAAACAGAACCACAGAAAAAUUGCAUGCUUUGAAGAAAGAAUUCCCCGCAAACUACAACAUUUUUGUCAUUGACACACUAGAACAGGCUCAACAAUCUUCUGGUAAAAUUGCAGUGGCCGUAAGCUGUAUCCCAGCUGACAAAGCUAUCGACGAGAGCCUUUUGAGUAAAAUCGAUUCCUUGAUGUCCAAGAAACCUCGUGGAAGUUUCCCUCCAACGCUUCUAGAGGCAGCAUAUAAGCCUGCUGUUACUCCAAUAAUGCAGUUGGCAAACUCUAAAUACCAGUGGAACACCAUACCCGGCUCACACAUGCUAGUGAACCAGGGAGUUGCCCAAUUUGAGGAAUGGACAUCAUUCAGAGCACCAUUCGACGAAAUCUAUAACGCAGUUGUUCGUGAUUAA
Lachancea mirantina is the source of this 4749-nucleotide messenger RNA. Lineage: Eukaryota; Fungi; Ascomycota; Saccharomycetes; Saccharomycetales; Saccharomycetaceae. The record is from the annotation of a GenBank genome assembly.